Messenger RNA from Coniophora puteana RWD-64-598 SS2, 6323 nucleotides. RefSeq lists its product as uncharacterized. The record is from RefSeq and is a predicted model, not a curated record. The transcript has 8 exons. Bases 1 to 5625 code for a protein of 1874 amino acids. Lineage: Eukaryota; Fungi; Basidiomycota; Agaricomycetes; Boletales; Coniophoraceae.
AUGCUCGCCCCCUUCCCCACCAACCUGCGCGACCCCAACAAGCCCCCUCGCUCUGGAUCCACCUCUCCGAUCACCCCACGCAAGUCCGCCACCACGCCAAAGCCGAAGCCUACCAAGAGCAAGAGCAAGGAUAAGCAGCUGAGCGCGACCUCCCGCUUUCUCCGCCGGGCCAACUCGACCAACCCCGAUGGCAUCUCCCCCGAACCCUCCUCCAGCUGGCUCAAGCCCGCCUUCCUCCGCCCGCCCCAGUCCUCCCCAUCCUCCAAGUCGACGUCCCCAUUCCAGAACAAGUCCCAGCUCCAGCUGCCCCCGGGUCUCGGUCGAGGCAGUGCCGGCAUCCCAUCCAGCUCGUCCUCCGCCUCCCUCACACGCAGCAUGAGCGCCCGCGCGAGCGGCGAGCGCAUACGCGGCGACCGCGACCACGACUCGAGCAGCCCAGGCAGCUAUCUCUACAGACCCAAUCCGAACCUGCGCGACGGCGCACGCGCACCCUCGCCCGGCGGCGCGUCCUCCAUCUCGUCCCGCCGCACGCGCCCGACGAGCCUCACGCUCUCGCUGUCCCUUGACAUGGUGCGGCGGCACGGGUUUGCGCCCGACGAGGACGCGGAUGGGGAGGACGAUGAAGACGAGGAUGUAGAUGCGGAUGGAGACAGAGAUGAGGACGAGGAUGUGCCCGAGGACGGAGACGCGGACGGGGAUGAAGCGGGGGACGCCGUGGACGAGCUCAGCGCUGCCUAUCAUCGUUCCUCGCGCUCAUCAUCCUCCCCCGUGGCGGCCCGGAAGUCCCGCUCCGCCACCGCUCCCGUGGGUAGGGUGGGAUGGGAAAGCGCGCCGGCCAGUGGAUGGGGAAGCGGCGGAGGGGGAGGAGGGUGGAUGAGCGCGACGACGGCGACGACGACCGAGGACGAGGUGGACGGGGAUGGCGGCGAGGACUCGCCCAUCGACCCCGAGUUCCUCCCCGAGGCGCGCCCGCGCUCGUCUGUGUCUGUCGCGUCGGUGCCCAGCUCGUCGCAGCACGCGUCCCUCCUCAAGGCCGCCGCGCUCAGCGGGCCGCUCAGUGCCAGCGCAGACUACGGCUACGGCGGCGCAGCUGCACGCCCGCGCACGAGUUCAAGUAUAGACUCGAGCGGGAACAACAGUCAUUAUCACGCUAGCAGCUUCAACAUGAACAUGAGCUCUGACGCGCUCAGCAUGCGCACCUGGGCUUCCGCGCUGGCAAGCGCGGAGGACGGCAGGGACGGGUUCUACAGCCACACGCCAAUCGGGUCCGCAACGUCGCUCACGCGCGGGACAAGCCUCAGCGUAGGGUCGUCCCCCCUGCUCGAGCUGCGUGAGUCGCCCCUCAAGAUCAAUCCCAACACGUCUGGCACUGGUUCACCUCCGCCGCGCCCGCCGAGACACCCGCAGCACGUUCUAAGCGGCAGCGCGAACCCCAGCCCCGUCAGCUCGCCGUUUCCCGACACACCCAGCAGCGCAGGAGGCGCAAAGGACAAACCCUCACUUCCUUUUCUCCUCCGCCGUCGAACCAUAUCCGCCUCCUCCAACUCCAAGGCGCCCCCUCCGCUCUCCGCUCUCCGCUCCCAAUCUGGGCCCCAAGUCCAGUCGCAGACCCAUGCCCAAUCAUCAUCAUCAGCCACCGCUUCCGCCUCUCCCACCCUUACCUCUCCCUCGUCCCUCGCAUCUCUCCGUACACCCUUCCGAAAGCGCCGCGCACCCUCUGCGGGGCCCGCGCCCUCGGCCUUUUCUUCCUUCCUGAGGCCGGGCUCGCCGACAAGCACAGGCGGCGGCGGCAGCAAUUCGCGUUCACCCUCCCCGCAACAACCUCGUCCCUUCCCCUCCUCGUCUCCCCUGCCUUCGGAUCAGUCCCGGUCCUCCAUUCCCCCUUCGCCUACGCCUUCUCACGGCGCGCACGGCAAAGCAUUGUCCUUGCCGCUCACCGCCAUUACCACCGGGCCAGCCUCACCGGGGCUGGCAACGCUGCAAGAGACCGUGCCGCGAUCGAGCUCACCGGCGCCUAUGCGCACGCGCUCGCAGUACGAGGAGAAGACGCAGGAGCAGGAAGAGCCUUUUCGGACCGGAGCGGCCGCGAAGACCAGGCCACGGACGGCGCCUCAAGCGCGGUCGCAGUCGCAGUUUCAGGAGCAGGAGCACGCGCACUUGAUGCACCCGCUCUUGCGCGUGCACCACAGGGUGCUCACGCAGGCGGCGGCGGCACCGAACAAGAAUCAGUAUCAGAACCAGGCGCUGCCUCCGCCUCCCCCAGUCUCGGCUACACAGCAGCAGCAGCACGGCUCGCCGGGGCCAGCGCCGGGGCCAGGAACGACUGCGCCCCGCUUCAACACAACCGAUCGCGCGAUUCUCUCCUCACUGCGUGCCACGCUCGACGCGCGUGCGUUGCAGUUCGCGCUCAAAGGCCCGCUGCUCGUGCCCCGCCCGGGCGGCGAGCCGGGGUGCGCUGUCGCAUCGCAGCGCGCGUCGGCGGACGCGAGCACGGCCGUCACGCCGCGGACGGAGGCCGGUGAAUAUGUAUUUGUGAAGCACACGGCGAACGGGAGGGAUCUCGCUGCGGGCGCGGUGGGAGCAGGAGGGGACACGGGCGCGGGCAUGGGCAUGGGAGGCGCGGACGGGAUGAGCACGGGUCCGGUCGGGGAGGGCGCGCCGAGCGCGGCGCACGUGUUGAACGUGCACGGCGGCUUCGACGCGUCGCAGCGGAUGCACCACCCCGAGCCGCGCAGGGCGGCGCCGUACCCGCGCUCGUACGAGCGUGCGGUUGUCGAUUUAGAUGUCUGGGAGACGCUGUGGGCGAGACAGAUAUGCGGCAGCUUGACGUGGCAUGUGUUCGAGACGCCCCCCGCGAAAGUACUCGACAUUGGCUGCGGGACGGGAACCUGGAUCAUGGAGUGCGCCCGCGUCUGGAAGGACUCGCACUUUGUAGGACUCGACGUCGUUCCCUUGCAUCCGAACCUGAACACGAUCGGAUCGGGGCUUUCAGCACGCAUAAAGUGGGAGCAGCACAAUUUCCUUGAAGGUUUGCCGUUCCCCAACGAGGAAUUUGACUACGUGCACAUCAAGCGCAUCGCACGCGGUGUGCCAGAGGACAAAUGGGACGAUCUGUUUGAGGAAAUUACUCGCGUGAUGAAACCUGGCGCUGCGCUCGAGAUCAUCGAAGACGACCUUAGUUUCCCAGGCAAGACCAACGAAGGCGAGGACGCCCACGUCGAAAGCGACAGCGAAGCGCAUGACAGCAAGGCUAGCCAGCGCCACGAGGACACGAGCGCGAGCGACGCUUACACGGAGACGACGUCGCUCUUUUCGUCCUCCAAAGCAUCCGUUUCGUCCUUGACUCCCGGGCCCGAGGCUGCCGAGGUUGGGAUAGCGCGUGGAGACGAGGCAGCGGAUGGCGAGGAGACGGACUCGAUACCCGGUCUGGCGUAUCUCGACGGCUCGCCCGUGAGCAGCCGAUUCUCGAGGCGCAUGAGCGUCGGGAGUGCCACGAGCAGCAUCGCGCACCAGAUGGGCAUGACUGGCCUGAGACGCAGUCUAAGCGGUCGUGCACCCCCCUCCUCUGGGCGGCAACAGCAGCAGCAACAGCAGCAGUCACAGCAGGAGAAACCUCCAAAGCCGAUCCUGCGCGCUCGGUCGUUCACACUGUCGAGCUCGCACGUCCGCAUCCAGCCCACAUCCGACACGGAGAAGGAGAGGGAACACCUCGAGCGCGAGCGGCGCAAAGCCAAACGCGAGAGCGCCGGUUCAGACUCGGGGCUCGCGAUCGACCGCGGCAGGCGGUACAAUGGUGACAGUGCUAGAGCAUCGCGCACCGGAAAACGCCCGGCAACGUCGCCAGGGGCGAGCAGCAGCGAGCGGCAGCAGCAAGUCGUCGUUCACCCGCCUACCCGCCACUCGUCGCUGUCAGUCCCGAACGCUCUGGUCAAGUCCGCAUCGAGCCCGGCCUCCACCGGGUCCCCCACCGUUCCGCCACUGCCGUUCCUGUCGCCUGCCUCCGCUUCCUCUUCCCCUGCUAUCCCGCAUGCGCAAGCACCCGUUGGAAAACGACCUUCGACGGCGGGCUCCGCCGUCUCCGUUGUGUCUGCCUCUGCUAGGUCUACGAAGUCGGCCAAGGCAGGCAUGAACGCGGCUGCGCAGGCAGUGAUCAGCGACAUUGAUGUGAACCCGCCGAUGUUCGCCGCGUAUCCGGGUGCGCGGAAGCGCAAGGCCUCGACAAGCGCAGGCGGCGACAGAGCAACCUCCGCCGCCGCCGCUGCCACCACCGCCGUUGUCGCGCCCUCGUCAAGUUCCGGUCGCAUGCGGCUGAGCGUGGACACGCGUUCCGUCGCGAGCGGCGGGACGAGCGUGAACUUGCUGCGCAAGGCGCGGCGCACGGGCGCGUCUAUUGGUGGAGAGAGCGCGAGCGAAGGGAAGAGCAGCGGCGACCACCACCCGGACCGGGUUAGCGACGCUGGAGCUGCUGUGAAUGCGACAGUGACGGGACCUCCGCCGCCGCCGAACCCGCGGGACCACACGGUGCUGGAGACGAUCUACAACGAGAUGCAUGCGUCCAGGUUCGUGAAUCUGACGCCGCUGAGCCUGCUGGCGAAUACGAUGGGCUUGUAUUUCAAGGAUGUGCGGACGCACCCUCCCAUCGUCUUCAAGUUCCCACCGCCCCGCACUUCACCGACGGGGGAGCCGCUUUCGCCGCCGCCGCCACAACGGCAGCAGCAGCAGCAGCAGCGAUCUCAUGAUGCGGACGACGGCGAAGACACCCAAACGAGCGCUACGCCGACCGCCUCCGCCUUCAAACCUGGGCCUGGACCACGGAGGCUAGCGGCUGCGCCGUGGGAUCCCGACCGCCAAACGAUUAUCUCCCAGCUCGAGCUGCUCAUGGGCGCGUGCCCGUACGUAUCGCUCGACGACGUGCGCUUCACCGCCUUCUCGCCGUCGCACAAGGCGUCGUUCAACCAGCUUCUGUCGGGCAACAAAAGUCGGGAGGGCAGCACCGUGGGCGCGAGCGACGGUGGCCCGGGCAGCCCGCGCUCGACCGCAAGUACGCUCGGUGACAUGUCGGCGCUGUCUGCUCUCGCAGGGGCGGAGGGUGGAAGCGCGGUCGGCAGCCCGUCGGUUUCUCCUGCGAACCUGGCGCUGUUCAAGACGCGGCUCCCGAACGACAAGCUCGAGAUCGAUCUGCGCACGUUGCCACUGCAUCUGCAUCUGCGGGUGAAGGAAAUCGUGUCGUGCGCGGAGGCGAUGUGGGAGUGGGUGGAGUGGUACCAGACGGAAGGGUGCCAGCCAGGCAAGGGGUUGUCGGCGUCGGCGUCGAUCGAUAACGUGGGUGUGGGCCAGCAGAUCGGAGAGCUGACGAGGGCCGAGUUCGAUGCGCUGCUCGUGCGGUUUGAGAUUGACAUGCGCGAGCACAUCGCUGUCGGAUCUGGCCUCGAGAACCGCUUCGGCUGGAUGGCGCCCACCGGCCCACCGCCAUACGAGAAGCAGGUGUUCGACAACAUGUGCGCGCGCUGGCGGGAGUACGCCGCGUCCGCCGACGCAUCCUCGCAGGGGCCCGACCCCGGUCUGCAGCCGCCAUGGGCUCGCCUGAGCAGGUCGCUACGCGUGUUCGUCGCGUGGAAACCUUAGCUCGCUUCCAUUUCUUCUCCGCCUUCUCGUUGUCGCAGCUAUGAAGCUCAUUAAUUCUCUGUCAUUCGCCACACGCCGCCCGGGACGCGCGUCUCCCUCGUCAUUGUCACAAGCUCCGGCGGCGACGAUCGGACGGGAAUGGCAGGUGCGGAAGCUAAAAAGCUAGGUUAGCCACGCCUGCAGGGCAAGGAGGCAGUAGUGGCUGUAGGUAGCUGGCUUGGGACGACGCCGAUGCUCUGGAGAGGGUGGCCAGUGGGCGGGUGACUUGUCCCAAGCGCCAAUGCUGACAGGCCCUGGUGUCCCCCUGCUGGGCAUUGUUCGCCAGCUAUGGCACUAGCCCCGCUAACGUUGCCGUCCAUCUCGCGAACCUCCGUCUACCACUGGGCGCUCGAGGCCACAAAGUUCAACAUAUCUAAUCAAAGUUCAUCGCUAUCUUCAUUUUCCGUCUUUCUUCCCGUCAUUUGUUCAUCAUCAUCAAGCACGUCAGCGCAUUGGUUUACGACACGCAUGGACACUUGUGCUACUCAUUUAUCCAUUUAUUCUUAAUGAUAUCUAUUCGCCUCUUGCUUAUAAGCUUAUUAUUCUUGUUUGUUUGUCCUUCUAUGCCACAUUAUACCUCGUCGAUAAUGACGCGUUGUUAUAGCUAUUCUUGUUAUUAUAACCUUUUAACUGUAACAUAUGUAAUACGAUGUAAUACC